GAAGGGCUGGACUGUGCAUCACUGGUGACACUUUCAGACUAUUUUGUUUUAUAUCUUUUAUUCCUUGUGAUUUAAUUUGCGUAAAGCAUGAGCUCUGAGGUUUUAGUGUCACGGCCACACUGUGACAGCAGGGCUGUGGCGUUGAUGGUCCCGGAGCAGAAUCCUCCUGUGGAGCCCGAGGUCCCGCAGCUGUCCUCGGGCUCAGCCACCGCCGGGUACCGCUCGGCUAAGUACACCCCACCCGAGUGGUUCUCCAACUGCCACACAAUCCUCCAACAGGCCGGUGCGGACUGCCGCGAAGCCCAGAGCGUCCAGCGACUGUCCAAGACUCUGCACUGGGACACCGAGGCUGCCACCCAGAAGACACAGGCUGAGGGGACGCGUCUGCUGGGAGACAGGCUGCAGGACAUCCACCACUGGAGGUCUGAGCUGCAGCGGCACAUCGAACGGCUGCAGGCCGACACCGCCUCGCUGUUGGCGCUGAAGACGCGGUUGGAGAAGGCGCUGGACGCCACCGAGACUCCGUACGCAAUAAGCGUGGAUAAUCUGAACUGCAGGACGAAAAGACAAGGUCCAGACCUGGUCAGAGACUCUGUGGAGGAGGAGCUGUUAAAGGAAGUGGACUUAAUCAGAAACAUCCAGGCCCUUUUGAAGAAGACAACGGCCCAGGUUGUCACUCAGAUCAAAAGGAACAGAGAGGCCAAGCAGACGUUAGAGUUGGACUGGUCCGAUAAGUACGAGGCCUACAAUUUCGAUGACCGUUGUGGAAGAUACAGUAACACAAGUCCAGAUACGCAGCGCCAUGCCAGCUCAGCCUCCAUGCAGGAUCAAGUGUCUAACCCUGCGUCAUGGACAAAGUUCACUCAGGACAACCUGAGUGUGGCUGUGCAGGAGGAACAGGCCACCAGCAAUCUCAGAAUGCUGGUGGAGCAAGUUCUCCGGGACACCACAGAGGAUCUGAGAGCUCAGUGCUCCAGCGUGGACCAAGCCUUUAGCCAGCGCUGUGUAGAGAUGAUUGAGGCCAAAGCCCAGCUGGAGAUUAGGCUCACCGAGGUCCUGGAGCAGAUUGGGGCUCAAGAGAGGAACAUUGUAGCUCUACAGCAAGCCAUCCACAGUAAAGAGGCUCCACUGAGAGUUGCUCAGUCCAGGCUUUAUGUGCGCUCCCUCAGACCCCACAUGGAACUCUGCCGGGAUGAGCCUCAACUCAGUUUGGAGGGGGAGGUGAGGCAGAUUGAUGCCACUGUGGCGUCUCUGCAGCAGCAGCUGAGUGACGCCAGAGGCUCUUUGUCCCACCUGGAGGAGUCACGCAUGGCCCUGGAGAAGGACGUAAACUGUAAAACCCACUCUCUGUUCGUCGACAGAGACAAGUGCAUGACUCGCCGCGAGCGAUUCCCGACAGUCUCUACUCUGUCAGGAUACUGAAGUCA
Solea solea (common sole) is the source of this 1427-nucleotide messenger RNA. RefSeq names its product tektin 4 (gene tekt4). Gene Ontology annotation, biological process: cilium movement involved in cell motility; cilium assembly. Gene Ontology annotation, cellular component: sperm flagellum; nucleus; microtubule cytoskeleton. Bases 88 to 1422 code for a protein of 444 amino acids. The transcript has 7 exons. NCBI's taxonomy places the organism in Eukaryota, Metazoa, Chordata, Actinopteri, Pleuronectiformes, Soleidae. The record is from RefSeq and is a predicted model, not a curated record.